CUGCCUUCCUUGGUGCGGCCUUCAUCAGUUCUCAACCAUCCCCCACUAUGCAAAACAUGGCUAGCUCUUUUGUUGGGUUCUUUUUGUUCUUUGCUCUCUUGGUUGGCCAUGGAAUUGUGGAGCUUGAAGCUUCACACCAUGUUUACAAAAACCUUCAAACGGUUCAAUCUACUGCAUCAACAAAUCAACCUUACAGAACUGGAUAUCAUUUUCAACCUCCCAAGAAUUGGAUAAAUGAUCCUAAUGGACUAAUGAUUUACAAGGGACUUUACCACCUGUUCUACCAAUACAAUCCAAAAGGUGCAGUGUGGGGCAACAUUGUCUGGGCUCACUCUACAUCAAAAGAUCUUGUGAAUUGGAUCCCUCAUGAGCCGGCCAUCUACCCAUCCCAGCCAUCUGAUAUCAAUGGUUGCUGGUCUGGUUCAGCAACAAUCCUCCCUGGUGGCAAACCAGCUGUGCUUUACACUGGAAUUAACCCCAAAAACAGUCAAGUCCAGAAUCUGGCCGUGCCCAAGAAUUUAUCUGACCCUUACCUUAGAGAAUGGGUAAAGUCAGUAAAAAACCCUGUGAUGCAACCCACUGUUCAGAAUCAGAUUAAUGCAAGUUCAUUCAGAGAUCCAACAACUGCCUGGUUAGGCCCUGAUAAGAAAUGGAGGGUGAUCAUUGGAAGCAAAAUUAACCGCCAGGGCUUAGCCAUUCUUUACAAAAGCAAAGAUUUUGUCAAUUGGGUUGAAGCCCAAACCCCUUUGCAUUCUGGCAAGGACACUGGAAUGUGGGAAUGCCCUGACUUUUACCCUGUUUCAGUUAGCGGCAAAAAUGGUGUUGAUACAUCUCUUAAUGGUCCAUCUAUCAAGCAUGUGCUUAAGGUCAGCUUAGAUGAUACCAAGCAUGAUUAUUAUACUAUUGGCUCAUAUGAUAAUGUCAAGGACAUCUACACACCAGAUGAAGGAUCUGUGGAGGGUGAUUCAGGCUUGAGAUAUGAUUAUGGCAAAUAUUAUGCUUCGAAAACUUUCCUAGACAGUGUGAAGAACAGGAGAAUCUUAUGCGCUUGGAUUAAUGAAUCAUCAAGUGUUGCCGAUGAUAUCAAGAAAGGAUGGUCUGGAGUUCACGCAAUUCCUAGGAAAAUAUGGCUGGACGAAUCUGGAAAACAAUUGGUGCAAUGGCCAGUAGUAGCAAUAGAAAAGCUACGUGCAAACCACGUAAGCUUGCCAAGCAAAUUGCUCAAUGGAGGAUCAGUUAUUGAAGUUUCCGGUGUCACUGCUGCACAGGCAGAUGUUGACAUUUCAUUUGAGAUUUCUGACCUGGAGAAAGCUGAAGUGCUAAAACCAAGUUGGACCAACCCACAGCUCCUAUGCAGCCAAAAGGGUGCAUCAGUUAGAAGUAGUCUUGGUCCAUUUGGGUUGCUAGUUUUGGCUUCAAAGGGUCUAAAGGAGAACACCGCAGUGUUCUUCAGAAUAUUCAAAGGCCAGAACAAAUAUGUGGUGCUAAUGUGCAGUGACCAAAGCAGAUCCUCCCUAAACCAAGAUAACGAUAAGACAACAUAUGGGGCUUUCCUGGACGUAGACCCUCGUCAUCAAAAGUUGUCAUUGAGGAGUUUGAUAGAUCAUUCCAUAGUGGAGAGCUUUGGUGGAGGUGGCAAAGCGUGCAUCACGGCCAGAGUUUAUCCCACCUUGGCAAUUAACAGCGCUGCCCACUUGUAUGUUUUCAACAAUGGAAGUGAGGCAGUAAAGAUUGCAGAGUUGAAUGCUUGGAGCAUGAAAAGAGCCAAAAUCAAUUGAAAUAGUUCCAAGAAUAUGUAAAGGAUUAAGAGCCGAGAAUGGCAAAUGAUAACAUUUAGAUGGAUUUAUUAUUGCAAUAAAGAAAUAAAGAGACACGGAUUGAUGUUAUUCCGAAUCA
Molecule: messenger RNA, 1896 nt
Organism: Durio zibethinus
Lineage: Eukaryota; Viridiplantae; Streptophyta; Magnoliopsida; Malvales; Malvaceae
Gene: ATBFRUCT1
Product: Glycosyl hydrolases family 32 protein
Biological process (GO): carbohydrate metabolic process
Molecular function (GO): hydrolase activity, hydrolyzing O-glycosyl compounds
Source: RefSeq, a predicted model, not a curated record